UUAUGGAAACCAAAACUAAUGUAUUCGGGUAUUGACGGCGCCCCGGAUAUCACCACGGGUCUCUGAAACGUACAUGGUAUUGAAGUCGACUUAACAGUAUCAUUUGGCAGAUACAGUUUUGCUUAAGCAGUACCAUGGCAACCGGAAAAUUCACGUGGUUUGUCGUAAUGGCGUUCAGCACUGUUCUCGUUUCACAGGGUAGCUGUGACGGCCCAAUAUACAGAGUGACAACAAUAUUGCACAAGCCUUACCUCGUCAGUCAAAAUCCCAUGAAGGGAUACGUCCCGGACUUGCUGCAAGAAAUAUCGGCACUCUCUAACGCGACUUUCAUCCUUAAUCACGUCGCUGACUAUAGAUUUGGAACUCUGAACCCGGAAGGAGAUUGGAAUGGGAUGAUUGGCGAACUCACUUCAAACAAAAGCGACAUAGCUGCAGCUGCGUUGACAUUGACCGUAGAAAGGUCACGUCAUGUACACUUUUCGCACCCGUUUCAAGAAGUGUCUUUGGGGAUUUUAGUGAAGAAACCAUCUAUGGACAUUCUAACGAAACUCGUGAAUGAUGAUGCUGCUCUCUUCUUUCGGCCGCUAACUGCUGGGGUAUGGAUAUCAGUGGUCGUUGGUUUUGUCGUAGUUGGCAUUGUGCUCUACGUCAUCGGAAGGUACAGCCCUAUACAGGAGGAGCAGACAGAAGGCGGAGUUCUGUGGGCACUAUGUAUCACAUGUGCUAUAGCUUCGCUACAAGGAAUGCGACAUCUGCCAGUGGCAUUCUCCGCCCGUGUCCUCGUAUCCUGUGCCCUGUUCUUUACGCUAAUACUGGUGUCCAUGUACUCCGCAUCACUAGUUGGGUUCGUUACGGCAAAGACCGGCAACAACAACGUUCCAUUCAACACAUUCAGAGGCCUAGCGAUGCAGUCAGAGUACCAAUACGGCACGAUGGGCGGAGGCAGUACUUACAGUUUCCUUACAACCUCCAAAGGAUCUACAGAACAGAAAAUGGCAGCGUACCUUAAAAGUAAUCCUUUAAAUAUCAUGAGUAAUACGGCGACAGGAGUUGCUCGAGUGAAAAAAGGAAAGUAUGCUUUCAUUCUCGAGUCGGCAUCUGCCGAAUAUAUCGCCUCGACGUCAUGUGACUUGAUGGUUGUAGGGGAUAAUCUGAGAGAAAGGACCUACAACUUUGCCUGUCGACAAAACACCAACAUUUGUGAUCAACUCAAUAUAGCCAUUUUACAAUUGAAAAUGAACGGGCGUCUUGAAGAGCUCAGAAAAAAAUGGUGGAAUGGAAAGUGUGGCACCUCCUCACCAACACCAAUGGGGACAUCUGAUGGAGUAACGGAUAAGGGUACUCCAAUAGAUAUAAAGCGUUUUACCGUUCCAUUGAUACUGCUGGUGACCGGGGUAGUGCUGAGUAUUGUGAUGCUUCUAAUGGAGAUAUAUCUUCCAAAAGUCGCAGGGCAAUUCCACACAAAGAGGAUGUCUGAUGACACCCAAGGCUUCUCUGGACAGAUGCAUUCCUGAUCGGAACUCCUCUUCCGCUUCAUACGCUUUAUCGUUGUCUCGAGAUUUAUCGAGAUCCCUCAGUAUCUGGUGAUCUGAGCUGUACUAAAGUGAAGAUCUCCUUCGAAUUAUUGAGCUGUCAGUAUGUUGACGAAUUAUUGAGCUGUCAGUAUGUUGACGAAUUAUUGAGCUGUCAGUUUGUUGACGCUAGCUGUCGACGAUAUCCCUUUUAGUUCAUUUAGACUAGUAAUACAUGAAUAAUCAAAUCAUUUUAAAGCAUUUUUGCAUCAAUAUUUAUGUUGUAUUUUCUUUUUUUUAAGAUGGUUAAGAAAUGAUAUUAAUAAAUUAAAUAAUACUCUACCA
Molecule: messenger RNA, 1856 nt
Organism: Pecten maximus
Lineage: Eukaryota; Metazoa; Mollusca; Bivalvia; Pectinida; Pectinidae
Product: glutamate receptor 3-like
Exons: 7
Coding region: 135-1514 (459 amino acids)
Biological process (GO): modulation of chemical synaptic transmission; synaptic transmission, glutamatergic
Cellular component (GO): plasma membrane; postsynaptic membrane
Molecular function (GO): transmitter-gated monoatomic ion channel activity involved in regulation of postsynaptic membrane potential; glutamate-gated receptor activity
Source: RefSeq, a predicted model, not a curated record